AUGGGUAAGAAAAAUACUAAAGGUGGUAAGAAGGGUAGAAGAGGAAAGAACGAGACUGAAGGUCCAAAGAGAGAAUUGAUCUAUAAGGAAGAGGGUCAAGAAUAUGCUCAAAUUACCAAAAUGUUAGGUAAUGGUCGUGUUGAAGCCACCUGUUUUGAUGGUGUUAAACGUAUGGCCCACAUUAGAGGUAAAUUAAGAAAAAAAGUUUGGAUGUCCCAAGGUGAUAUCAUUCUAGUUUCUUUAAGAGAUUUCCAAGAUGACCAAUGUGAUGUUGUUCAUAAGUACAAUUUAGAUGAAGCCAGAACUUUGAAGAAUCAAGGUGAAUUACCAGAAAAUGCCAAGAUUAACGAAACUGAUAACUUCGGUUUUGAGUCUGACGAAGAAGUCAACUUCGAAUUCGGUAAUGCUGACGAAGAUGAGUAUGAAGAUGAAGAUGAAGAAUUGAAUAUUGAUGAUAUCUAA
Arxiozyma heterogenica is the source of this 462-nucleotide messenger RNA. It is a transcript of the gene TIF11, whose product is annotated as translation initiation complex factor eIF1A. Gene Ontology annotation, molecular function: translation initiation factor activity; RNA binding. Gene Ontology annotation, cellular component: cytoplasm. The transcript has a single exon. Gene Ontology annotation, biological process: translational initiation. NCBI's taxonomy places the organism in Eukaryota, Fungi, Ascomycota, Saccharomycetes, Saccharomycetales, Saccharomycetaceae. The record is from RefSeq and is a predicted model, not a curated record. Bases 1 to 462 code for a protein of 153 amino acids.